Molecule: messenger RNA, 450 nt
Organism: Cebus imitator (Panamanian white-faced capuchin)
Lineage: Eukaryota; Metazoa; Chordata; Mammalia; Primates; Cebidae
Product: 40S ribosomal protein S15-like
Exons: 2
Biological process (GO): translation; ribosomal small subunit assembly
Cellular component (GO): cytosolic small ribosomal subunit; ribosome
Molecular function (GO): structural constituent of ribosome
Source: RefSeq, a predicted model, not a curated record
AAAACAAAACAAAACAGAGUAGUCUUUUCUGAGGAUCCAGCAAGAACGGCAGAGGUAAAGCAGAAGAAGUGGACCUUCUCCAAUUUCACCUACCACGGUGUGAACGUGCACCAGCUGCUGGACGUGCCCUAUGAGCAGCUGAUGCAGCUGUACAGGGUGCGCCAGCGGCAGCCUGAACCCCGGGGCCUGAGGCGGAAGCAGCACUUGCUGCUGAAGCGCCUGCGCAAGGCCACGAAGGCGGCACCGCCCAUGGAGAAGCCGGAAGUGGCGAAGGCGGAAGUGGUCCCGCGCAGGCGGAACGUGAUCAUCGCGUCCGAGACGGUGGGCAGUAUGGUGGGCGUCUACAACGGCAAGACCUUCAGCCACGUGGAGAUCAAGCCGGAGGUGAUCGGCCACUACCUGGGCAAGUUCUCCAUCACCUACAAGGCCGUGAAGCACGGGGGCCCCUAA